CUUUCCGCGGAGCGUUUGUGAGGCAGAAGCCUGUAGGGAGACGAGGCCUGAGCACCUGAGAGGUUACGCUCGAACUUUUUUUUUUUUAUUAAUCUGACAAAAGUAUGGGCAUUUUACAAUCUCCCACCGAAACGGUCCUAAUUACCGGAGGAGGCGGCUACUUUGGACACAGACUAGGGUGCAUACUGCAUAAGAGAGGAGUCCAUGUCAUUCUGUUCGAUGUGCGCAAACCCGCCUUGGAGAUCCCCGAGGGAAUCCGCUUUGUCCAAGGAGAUAUCCGCGACCUCUCUGAGGUGGAAGAAGCUUUUACGGGCGCGAGUUGCGUCUUCCAUACAGCCUCUUACGGGAUGUCUGGACGAGAGCAACUCCAGAAAAGUAAAAUCGAGGAAAUUAACGUGAAAGGCACUGAGAAUGUGAUUCAGGCGUGCAUAAAAAGAGGCAUCCCGCGGCUGAUUUACACAAGUACCUUCAACGUGGUUUUUGGCGGCCAAGUCAUCAAGAACGGCGAUGAGUCUCUGCCGUACCUACCUCUCCAUCUUCAUCCAGACAACUACUCUCGAACCAAGUCUGUGGCGGAGAUGAAAGUGCUGAAAGCAAACAAUUCUCAACUGGAGAACGGACGGGGCUUGUUAAAAACAUGCGCUCUUAGGCCCGCUGGUAUCUACGGCCCAGGAGAACAAAGACAUAUUCCCAGAAUAAUUGGCUACCUGGAGAAAGGGCUGUUCAAGUGUGUACACGGUGACCCCAGCACCCUCGUACAGUUUGUCCAUGUAGACAAUCUGGUUUCAGCUCACAUUUUAGCUGCCGAAAGCAUGAAGCCAGAGAAAAAUGAGGUUGCUGCAGGCCAAGCUUACUUUAUUUCAGAUGGGCCCCCGGUAAACAAUUUUGAGUUUUUCCGGCCAUUAGUAGAAAAUCUGGGCUACGAGUUCCCUACAAGACGCCUGCCUCUGUUUCUUAUAUAUUUUUUUGCCUUCGUAACGGAAUGGAUACACUUCCUUGUUAGCCCCGUCUAUAACUUCCAGCCUCUGCUGACACGCACCGAGGUCUACAAAACGGGUGUCACUCACUACUUCAGCAUAGAAAAGGCUAAGCGGGACCUGGGCUAUGAACCGCAAGGAUACACAAUGCAUGAAGUCGCAGACUGGUAUAAAUCUCAUGGUUAUGGCCGUCGGGUCAGGAAGGUCAAGGAGAGAAGCUACAUCUGGGACAUUUUAUUUGUUUUCCUGUUCUUUGUGGCGGUGCUUUCAUGGGUUCCAGCCGUAGUGGGUAUGAAUGUCUAAUUGGCUCGACCUCACCGUAAUCCUGAUUUCCAAGCUCGGGGUAUAACCACCAAAUUAUUACUCACCCUUAACGGCUAAACAUCAGUCAUAAACCCAU
This is a messenger RNA of Spea bombifrons (plains spadefoot toad), 1377 nucleotides long. It is a transcript of the gene SDR42E1, whose product is annotated as short chain dehydrogenase/reductase family 42E, member 1. Gene Ontology annotation, molecular function: 3-beta-hydroxy-Delta5-steroid dehydrogenase (NAD+) activity. The record is from RefSeq and is a predicted model, not a curated record. Gene Ontology annotation, biological process: steroid biosynthetic process. The coding region runs from base 105 to 1280 and encodes 391 amino acids. NCBI's taxonomy places the organism in Eukaryota, Metazoa, Chordata, Amphibia, Anura, Pelobatidae. The transcript is spliced from 3 exons.